This is a messenger RNA of Penicilliopsis zonata CBS 506.65, 1314 nucleotides long. RefSeq lists its product as hypothetical. NCBI's taxonomy places the organism in Eukaryota, Fungi, Ascomycota, Eurotiomycetes, Eurotiales, Aspergillaceae. The record is from RefSeq and is a predicted model, not a curated record. Gene Ontology annotation, molecular function: transmembrane transporter activity. The transcript has 2 exons. Gene Ontology annotation, biological process: transmembrane transport. Bases 1 to 1314 code for a protein of 437 amino acids. Gene Ontology annotation, cellular component: fungal-type vacuole membrane.
AUGGAAGAGGCACACUCUUCGAUCGAAAAAGGGCUGCAAGAGACAGACACUCAUCUACCAAAUGUCAACGAUGCGCAAGAACUCCCGCCCAUGGAUGGCGGAAUGGACGCCUGGCUCUUCCUCGCUGCGUGCUUCGUCAUGGAGGCUCUCGUCUGGGGAUUUGCCUUUACCUACGGCGUCUUCCAGGCAUAUUACAGCGAGAUAGAAGAAUUCAAGAACUCUGGAAAUAUCGCCGUUGUGGGGACCUGUGCUAUGGGAAUCAUGUAUCUCGACCUCCCUCUCGUCUUCGCCGCGUACAGACAAUGGCCCAAGUAUCAACGACUCGGCUGCGGCGUGGGCGUACUGCUCAUGUGCUUUGCUCUGGGCCUCAGCUCGCUCUCCACCACUGUCCCGCAACUCAUCAUCACCCAGGGAAUCUUCUACGCCCUGGGCGGCAGCAUCGCCUACUCCCCCUGCAUCCUGCUGAUGGAAGACUGGUUUGACAAACGCAAGGGCCUCGCCUUUGGCGUCAUGUGGGCCGGCACAGGGCUCGGCGGCGUCGUCCUCCCCAUCGUCAUGGAACAGCUGUUAAACCGGUACGGGUUCCGCACCACGUUACGCGCCUUUGCCUUUGCCCUGUUCAUCCUUACCGCGCCGCUGGUGUACUUUGUUAAACCGCGCGUGCCGGUCGCCGAUCACCUUCUGUCACCACCACCACCGCCGAACCUUCGGUUUCUCUUCACCCGCACCUUCGCCUUGUUCCAGAUCUGCAAUGUCGUCGAAGCUCUGGGCUUCUUCUUACCUUCGCUUUACCUCCCGACUUACGCCGGAGUAAUCGGGGCCUCAAGCAGCCUGCAAGCCCUGACGGUUAUCCUCUUCAACUUUGCCUCUGUGGCGGGCUGCGUGCUGAUGGGCGCCAUCGUCGACAGACUCGACGCGACCACCUGCCUGCUCGUCUCGACCGUCGGCUCGACCGUCGGCGUGUUUCUCAUCUGGGGGUUCUCCACCUCUCUUGCCCCGCUGUUUGUGUUUUCCAUCGUCUACGGCCUCUUCGCGGGCUCCUACACAAGCACCUGGCCGGGAAUCAUGCGCGAUGUCGUCCGCAAACAACCCUCCGCGGAAUCGAGCAUGGUGUUUGCCUCUCUGGCUGCCGGGAGGGGGGUCGGGAAUAUCGUCUCCGGACCACUCAGUGAGGCCCUUGUGAAAGGGUUACCGUGGCAGGGGGAGUUAGGCUAUGGAUACGGGAGUGGAUAUGGGACUUUGAUUGUUUUUACGGGUGUUACUGGCCUUGUGGGAGGUGGGAGUUAUCUUGCGAAACAUUUCAAGUGGUUAUAA